Molecule: messenger RNA, 3084 nt
Organism: Charadrius vociferus (killdeer)
Lineage: Eukaryota; Metazoa; Chordata; Aves; Charadriiformes; Charadriidae
Product: ADP-ribosylation factor-binding protein GGA2-like
Exons: 25
Coding region: 1-3084 (1027 amino acids)
Biological process (GO): intracellular protein transport; vesicle-mediated transport; tRNA aminoacylation
Cellular component (GO): trans-Golgi network
Molecular function (GO): tRNA binding; phosphatidylinositol binding; aminoacyl-tRNA ligase activity
Source: RefSeq, a predicted model, not a curated record
AUGCUGCCAUUAAUGGGUAUUCCCCCUGAUGAGAGUCCUCGCCGCGGUGGUUCCUUUGGACCCUACCAGCAGUCACACAGACUUGACCUUUAUAAGAGCGCCAGCGAUGUGCUUUUGGAGAGAGGUGCGGCGUACCGCUGCUUUUGUACCCCUCAGCGCCUGGAACUGCUGAAGAAGGAGGCUUUGCGGAGCCAGCAGACCCCGCGAUACGACAACCGGUGCCGGCACCUGACACCUACAGAAGUGUCUGAGAAGCUGUCACAGGGCCUUGACUGGGUAGUCCGCUUCCGGCUGGAGAAGGGGGUGGAACCCUUUCAGGAUCUGGUCUACGGCUGGAGCAAGCACGAAGUGGCUGACGUGGAAGGAGACCCAGUGAUUCUCAAGGGUGACGGCUUCCCCACUUACCACCUGGCAAAUGUGGUGGAUGACCAUUACAUGAGCAUCAGCCACGUCCUGCGUGGAACCGAGUGGCUGACUUCGACAUCCAAGCAUCUCCUUCUCUACAAAGCCUUUGGCUGGGAUCCCCCUCAGUUUGCUCACCUCCCGCUGCUUCUGAACAAAGACGGUGGCAAGCUGUCAAAAAGGCAGGGGGACAUCUUUCUGGAGCGUUUUGCUCAGGAUGGCUACUUGCCAGAGGCUCUGCUGGACAUCAUAACCAACUGUGGCUCUGGAUUUGCAGAGAAACAAAUGGGGAGGACUUUGGAGGAGCUGAUCUCACAGUUUGAAAUAGGCAGAAUUACAACCCAUUCUGCCCUCCUGGAGCUUGAAAAAAUCCCAGAAUUCAACAGGAUUCACCUCACCCGUCAUAUUGAGAAUGAAGGGCUGCGACAGAAGCUAAUUAGGGAGGUGCAGUUGCUGGUGGAGCGCGUAUAUGGGGAUCAACAAGUGGAUCAAGAGGUUCUAGAAAAGGAGUAUGUGGAGCGAGUCCUCCUGCUGAGAAAAGGUCACAUAAGCUUCCUGAAGAAUCUGGUGUCAUCUGAUUAUUCUUACUUGUGGGUUAGGCCCUCGGUGUCCCGAGAGCAGCUACAGACUAUUUCUGCAGAAGUAGAUGAAAUAGGAAAACUAGUCUUAGGCAUCAGCCUGGAGAAGUGCGAGGUGGUUUUGGUCAACGUGUAUUCAGAUUAUGUAAUGAGACUUCUGGUUCUCUGGAAUGAACCCACUAGCAGUCUGCAGUUCUAUCUGCAUAAGGCCACUGACCCAAGUAUCCCUGAGGAAAACUGGGAAUGCAUCCAGCGGUUCUGUGACCAGGUGAACGCCGACACAGAAGGCCCGUCGCUCGCACCGAGACUGCUGGCACAUAAAAUACAGUCACCUCAGGAGAUGGAAGCUCUCCAUGCUCUCACAGUGCUAGAGACCUGUGUGAAUAACUGCGGUGAAAGAUUUCACCAUGAAAUAGCAAAAUUCAGGUUUCUGAAUGAGCUGAUUAAAGUUCUUUCCCCAAAGUACUAUGGAACCUGGUCUUCAGAAAAAGUCAAGUCAAGAGUCACAGAAGUAAUAUUCAGUUGGACAGUCUGGUUUCCUCAGGAAGUUAAAAUCCAGGAUGCUUAUCAGAUGCUGAAGAAACAAGGGAUUGUAAAACAAGACCCCAAAGUACCAGAAGACAAAAUUUUACCUCCCCCUUCCCCAAGACCUCAGAAUUCUAUUUUUGACACAGAUGAAGAGAAAUCCAAGCUCUUAGCGAGGCUUUUAAAGAGCAACCACUCUGAAGACCUGCAGGCUGCCAACCGUCUGAUCAAGAGCAUGAUUAAAGAGGAACAAGAAAAGUCAGCUAAGCUGUCCAGAAGAGUGAAUACCAUCACUGAGGUUUCUGAGAAUGUUAAACGUAUGGAUGAAUUACUGGAAAACUACAGGAGACAAGAAUUAUCCAAAUCUGACCAUGAGACCUUACAGACUCUGUUUCAACGCUGUGAGAAGCUCAGGCCGCUGCUCUUUCGCCUUGCAAGUGAGACAGUUGAUGAUGAUGAGGCUCUAGCUGAGAUACUGCAGGCCAAUGACAAGCUCACACAGGCACUCGGACAGUACAGGCAGGUUGUAGCCAGCCAUGAAAAUGGUGGUGGAGGAGGUUCAGCCACCAGCUCUGCUGAUGCAGCAGCAUGCCCGCCAACCCCAAGACGCGUGAAGAGCUAUACACUGAUUGACUUCUCUGAACUGGAGGUGACGUCCCACUCUCCUACAGACCAAUCUGCAGACAUAACCACCACCUCCCGCCACAGCAGCACAACCUCUACUUGUCUGCUUGAUGAGGAGUUCAAGUCAUUAGGUCUCAGCAACUCUCCUGUUGUACAGAAACCACCACCUGAUUUUGGCUUAGCAGAGGCUGCUGUACACAAUGGAUAUGGUGAAACUGAAAAUGCUGUUCAAACACUGGGGCUGCAGGAGAGCUGGGAAGACAGGUGUUCAGAGAAGAAUGAAUUUCAGGGCCUGGUUGAUCAGCUCUCUCCACCAUCCAGGACCAAGACAUUAUCACUGGAUUUAUCACCAAUGAAAUUGCCCUUUCCAGAUCUUCCAAAUAGCUCAAUGGCAGAUACUUCCUUCUCCAGCCUAGGCUAUGAGCUGAAGCCUGCUGCCUCUUUGCAUCCAGCUUCUCAUGAUGCUUCUCUAGAACACCUUUUUGUCCCUUUAAUUUCAAUUACACCGAGCAGUGUCUGUCCACUUACUGUGUACGACAGGAAUGGUUUCAAGGCUAUGCUCCAUUUCUCCAGAGACCCGGCUCCUGGCCGACCAGAUGUGCUGGUGAUGGUUCUUUCCAUGCUGAGCACAUCAGCUCAACCAAUUAAGGAUAUAGCAUUCCAGGCUGCAGUCCCAAAGACCAUGAAAAUAAAGUUACAGCCAGCAUCUGGUUCUCAGCUGCCUGCCUUCAGCCCUCUUCUCCCCCCUGCAGUGGUAUCUCAGGUCCUGCUCCUCGCCAAUCCGCACAAGGAUCCCAUCCGACUGAGAUACAAACUGGCAUUCACGCAAGGUGUGCAGCCCUUCAGAGAGGUGGGAGAGGUGACUGGCUUCCCAGAACCAGAGCUCUGGGACCCCGUUGAGGGUCGCGUCUCUCCGCCUUUGAACUGGCCGCCUAAGGCGCGCGGCGGCGGCUAG